Messenger RNA from Dimorphilus gyrociliatus, 777 nucleotides. The record is from the annotation of a GenBank genome assembly. Lineage: Eukaryota; Metazoa; Annelida; Polychaeta; Dinophilidae.
ACAAUAUAAGAUUGGAAUAGCCGUAUCAAGCGGCUCACGUUUUUUUACCCUCUUCAGAUCAUUCGUUAUUUUCUCUAAAAUAUAUUUUUUAUUAUGAGAAAAGGUAAAUUCUUAAGCGAAGUUCAACAUGAAUUAGAAAAACAAAGACAGGCUUGGGGAUCCGAAAUAAAGAGAUUAACAGAAGGUGUGACACCGGAUAAUCAAGAGUCUUCAAAAACUACGUCGCUUAUUGACCAAUCCUCCGGUAAGCCUGUUUUUAAAGCAUUCUUCGAUGUAAGGGAAUUUGAUAGAAAGGAUAUUAAUGUCAGAAUUGAUCACCUCAUCAAUAAAGUUGUUGUAAAAGCAACUAAAAAGAUGGGGGUUUUGACAAGAACUUUAACGCAAAAGGCCAAUUUACCAAGGUUUUCUGAUAAUCGAAAAUUAUCUAAAAAAAUUGGUCCUGAUGGAAUUCUUGAAGUCUCUGUACCUUUAUUAUAUUAUUUUCCACCUGAAAAUGAACCAAAAUCGUACGUUUAUCGAGUUGAUAAGCAGACAGAAAAUGGUAAGAAAUGCCUUGAAAUUGUUGUCAAUACUGGUGAAGGAAUAAAUCCAGAAGAUGUGGACGUUCAAGUUGUCGACGAUAAUGAGCUAAUAAUUAGUGGCGAGUCAACAAACGGUGGAAAAAACUUGAGAAAAAAAUACUAUCUCCCACAAGGCUGUAGUGUUGAUGACAUUAGCGCCGAAAUUAUAGAUAAGGAUCACGUAACUAUUUAUAUACCUAUAUAUGAUAAAAGAUAG